Molecule: messenger RNA, 1176 nt
Organism: Pungitius pungitius (ninespine stickleback)
Lineage: Eukaryota; Metazoa; Chordata; Actinopteri; Perciformes; Gasterosteidae
Gene: cd79a
Product: CD79a molecule, immunoglobulin-associated alpha
Exons: 5
Coding region: 82-852 (256 amino acids)
Biological process (GO): B cell differentiation; B cell receptor signaling pathway
Cellular component (GO): external side of plasma membrane; B cell receptor complex
Source: RefSeq, a predicted model, not a curated record
UGCAAAUGUGGGACGGUCCAUGAUCAGUGGAGCAUGAAUCCUGACUGAGAAAAACAAGACCGAUGUGUGUGUGUCGGUUCAAUGUUAAAACAGAUCAGUGUGAAGCGUAUUUUCACGCUGUUAUUCACAACGGUUUUUCUUUCUGAAUCUCUGGAUCAAACAUCUGUAAAAGCGAUGGGGACGAUCGUACACCUUCUACUUUAUAGUGCUGUUGUGGCCGGCGCUCCAGCUGAGACCCUUUUUGAGGCGGACAGGCCCUUUGUGAGGGUACAGGUCCACCACACGGCCGAGCUGGAAUGCUGCUACAGCACCACAGACGAUUCACUGACACCGAGUUGGUACCAUCUUCUUGCCAAAGAGCAGCCGGUCGCACUCCCCAAGGGGCUCGAUGCCCACGCGGUUCAAGGGAGCGCGGCGGCCUCCGGCGGAUGGUGCGGCACCUUGACCUUCAGGGCGGUCCGGCUGAACGACACUGGGUUCUACCAGUGUUUUCUGAGUGGCAGUGGCCGUACGCUGGUCUCCCACGGCACCUACCUGCAGGUCUACAAGCCGAUGGACAAGACGAUAAACCUCAGCGAAAGCACCAAAAACAGGAUCCUGACAGUGGAGGGAGUCUUGCUGCUGAUCUGCGUGCUGGUGCCGUCUGCCACCCUUCUCCGCCAGUCGAGGAGACUAAAUGAACUGGAGAAGAAGAAAGCGAUGAAGGAAGAGGAAAACAUUUAUCAGGGGCUGAAUUUGGACGAAUGCUGGUCUGCGUAUGAUCAGAUCGAACGCUCCCAGGCUCAUGGCCCGUACCAGGAUGUGGGAAACGUUAGGGAGGAAGAGGAGGAGAUCCAGCUGGAGAAACCCUGAAGAAAAGGCUGAAGCUUCAGAAAGGGAAGAGUGAUGAGUUGAUUUUUAGGGCGGCAUUUUGAAUGUGCGAAUAAAACAUUUACGAUUGUAGCAUCUGAUAACAUUGGGUUAUAUCUUGCACAAAUUAUAGCCAUUUAAUCAGGUAUGUUUUCUUUCCUCUGGUUCAAAAGAAAAUAAGAAUAUAAUAGUAUACGAUUAAUCUCCUUUUGCAUGACUAUCAAGUGUAUGGAGCUGGUAGUGAUUUUAAGCUUUUCUUCAUUAAAAAAAAUCUAUAUAUAAUGCCUGUUUUGAUCUAACUGAAUGAAUGUACAUUUUUGUAAAUGC